ACAAUUCGGCCCUACUGUUGUUCAUGGUAGUUUCCGUAGAAGACGGGAGUGAUUUGCUUAGAGUUAGAAGUUAAAAAACAAAAAAGAAGCGAUCUCUGACCCCGAAAUUCCAGAAAAAUGGAGGAAAAGGGAAGAGAUGUAGAGAUGGAUUCGCUGUUCGAGGGAAUGGUCCUCUUUGACCCUUCCCAAUUGGCUGCAGACCAACAACACAAAGAAGAAGAAGAAGAAGAAGAAGAAGACCAUCACGACAAUCAAGGUCCUCCGAUACCAAUUGAUGCUCCAAGUACAGCAUCGACGUCAUCUUCAUCAUAUUCAUAUUCGUCAUCUCAGCCCCUUGACGAGAACCUCUUCUCUGACCUCACUAUCGUUACUCCACUCGAAACCCAAUCCCAAUCCCAAUCCCGAUCCCAUCCAUCCCCGACUUCCUCUUCUUCUACUGCUAUCGAUGCUUCAAUUCCAACAACAGAUUCGACGACACAAGUAAUCCCCCUUCUCUCCCGACAGAUUUCCAGAAAGAAAAAGCGAGCUGGCUUGAGAAUCGGAUAUGCUAGGGAUGCCCCUCCGCUUCCACUUUACGACGCUGUUGAUGAUCAUAUUCAUACUGCUAAUGGAUCCCAUGCCCAUGAUGCUUUGGUUGCUGAGGAUGAAAAAACAUCAAAACACGAUGAUCAUAUUCAGCAACGACGACAACAACAACAAGAGCAAGAAGAAGAAGAGGAAGAAGUUGCUGCCGUUGAUGACCAAAAGCCUAGCCCUUCCUCAGAGUUAAGUUUCGAGUAUGUUAAUGCCCAAAUCUCGGAGAAGCUCAACCGUGCUCGAGAGUUGGUGGCCUCUGUAUCUACAGCCAGAAAGGAUUCCAUUAGGAGUAGAAGAAAAGCCUCUGAGAAAGUAAAUCUUGCAUCCGUCAAGCACCGGGAACUGGAGAAGGAGUUAGAAGAAGCCUGUGAGGCCGAAGAUUUUGAGAGGGCAGAGCGGGUUAGCGAGAGCCUUGCCGCUGCCGAGAGAGAGAAACAAGCUUUUCUCAUUGCCUUGAGAGAUGCAGAAGCCGACUCUGAUGCUAUUGAUUCCGAGAUGCACGAGGCUCUGCAAGCCCAGAUUGCUGCUGAGGAACAAUGCGUCUCACUGCUCGACCAUUUCGCAAAGGAUGCUGCAAAUAAUGCUGAUUUAGUCUUGAAGACAGCACAAGUAUCAUCUUCCAAAGGGAUGGACAAAUGGCUUUCAUCAACUGAAGCCUUAGAGGUCAGGAAGAUGGAGUUAGAAAUUGAAUCACAUAUAAUAAAUGAAGCUAGACAAGUAUUGAAUGGUUCAAUUGAGGAUUCAAUUGAAGAUGACAGAAGGAAGAAAGAACUUCUUUGUAGGAAAAAGGAUGUAUUAACUGAUGAACUGGAAAAACUACUUGAACUGGUGAAACAAAAGGAAAAAGAGAUUGCUGAAAAUGAUUCUAACAUCCAAGCAGUUGAGAAAAGGAUUGCUGAUGUGGUCUCUGGUUUUCAGGAGAUGCAAUCAAACGUUGAUGCAAAGUAUGAUAACUUGCAAUCAUGUCUUUCUCAGACGGACUUGGAAAGUGAAGCUCUAUUAGUGAAAAAGAAGGAAAUUGACGAGUUCUUUACUCAGGAAGAAGAAAAGGGUGCACGGCUGAGAGAACUUGCCAGGGUUUCUGCAGAGGAAGCAAAAGCAUACCAGGAAGCUGUUGGGCUGAGAAAAAGCCUGAUGACCUCCAUUUUGAGGUCCAGCGAAAACAAACUGACGCUUGUAAAGACUGAGGAGAAGCUUUCUGAGGAUGUCCAAAUGCUCCAACAGGAAGUUUCUGCUGCAAGAGCUUCCCUACAGGAACUAUCUUCAAGAAAGUCAAACAUCCAGCAAGAUAUAACAUCCUUCAAGCAGCGGAUUCUUUUCAUAGACAAAAGAGUCCCAGAACUGGAAGCAGAAAAGAAAGUUGCUGCUGCUGCAAGAAAUUUUAAGGAAGCUGCACGAAUAGCUGCCGAGGCAAAGUCAUCUAGUGUUGAAAAGGAAGGGAUACAGACUGAGAUGGAAAGAGACAUCUCGGAGCUUGAGAAGCUGGAGGAAGAGAUUCAAGACACUGUUAACAGGUUGCAGGAGACUGAGAGCCUGAUUUUAUCCAAGGAAAAGGAGGUAGCAAUGGCUAGAUUCCAGAGGUUGCUUCUGAUAGCUGGUGCUGCUGCAGCAGAAAGAGUUGCUGCUCUAGAGUUGGGUGACCUUGAAGAAGCUGACCUUCUACUUGCUGAGGCUGAAGCAGCAGAUUCUGAAGCUAAAAAACUUCAACCAGUAUACAAUUUCAAGGUGGAAGAGUUUGGAAAUCUACCAAAGCACUUCAUCUCCAUGGAACUUGUAUCUAAUCUUGGAAGGAAGCAGUUAGCAGAACUGGCAACAGAUGUUUCUCCUUCACUACCAUGACGAUUGGAAUUUCUCCUUCACUACCAUCCAACACAGUUGGAUGUUUUGUUGAUAAUCAAUUGAAGAGUUACGAUAGGGAUUGUCAUCUUUUUUUGUGUCAUAUAUGAUUUAUCCAACCCUCGGAUGCCUUGAAACGUGACAUCUUGUGGAUCACUACAAUUUUGAUGAUUACAGGUUUGGGAUCUAGAUCCUCUAUCUAUUGUCAUCUUUUGCUUCUUCUUUUUUUCUUGAUCUUUUUCUGGGCUAUUGUCCUCUUUAUUUUUGAAUGAUCUUCUUGCUCUCUUUAUUUGUUGUUGAGUUCUUUCUGCAAUGUUAUUUGUUCUUCAUACAAA
Molecule: messenger RNA, 2747 nt
Organism: Alnus glutinosa
Lineage: Eukaryota; Viridiplantae; Streptophyta; Magnoliopsida; Fagales; Betulaceae
Exons: 3
Coding region: 118-2415 (765 amino acids)
Source: RefSeq, a predicted model, not a curated record